UAAAUGCCUAUAAAUACAAACAAUAUUCGACGUUAUGGAGUAAGAAUUGGCAGCAGGCCGAUAGUGUCCAGGACACAGCAGGAUCAUUGAUCACAUAUUCACACACGCACGCACACGCGUACUCUCUCUCGCUCACACACGUGCACGUACGCUGAGACGCGCGCGCGCGCACACACUGUCUGUGAAUGGCUGCUCCACAGCAGCCAAUGGCAUAGCACCGGAUGCGUGAUAUCCGCUGCAACAACAAGCGCUCUGUUUCGUCCCCCUCCUUCCAGCCUGACGCCAUUUACAGUCCAAAUCCCGACCUCCACUCCGGAAAGACCCAGGGAACAAAAAUGUGCGCACGCACGAGAAAAACUCUCUUUGCAGCCUUUUUGGAGCUUUACGCACGAAACGCGGAGUACGAGAAGUUUUUUCUGAGCGCGACCAUUUCCUCCUCCAUGUUGCAGGGAAAGUGAAGUCGGACUGAUUUCACUGUCUGAACUUCAGCUCUCACCAGCCUCGUGGUUUUUGCGUGUAGUAGAAAAGAAAACACUCGGGAUUCAGCAUUUCCUUCGUGCGUAAAUGGAGUAAAGGCGCAACGUUUGGAAACUUUCUCAAUGGAUUUGACCGAGUGAGUGGGUGCAGUAGUGAAUAGUAUAUCACUUUCUUCUCACGCACACACACACUGGAUUUCUUUUUUUUCCUAGAGAGGAGCUAAAGCGACGGAAGCACGGACUUCAGAUGUGUCCCACGCCAGCCAGAGUGGCCCUUCAGUUCCACCAUGGAUUCCAGAAGUCCGAACGACAGCGACGGGGGACGAGAACGCCAAGGACAUUCACCAGGCUCUCAGCAUGACGAAGGGAGGCCACAUCAAUGGCCUCCACAAACACUGGAUGAUCCUCAACAUCUUGGGCUGUUAAACCGACAGCCGGUGCUGUCUCUGGAUCAGAUUAGAAUAACUGGGAGCUGUAAUGAGUACACAGAAGCGCCCACGGUAGCACAGAGAUCUCCAGCGUCUCAGCAAAAGCAGCAAAAGGAUGACCAAGUGUUGUCACACAGUUCAAGGACAGGGCAACAAGAAUCGCGAGAAGAAGAGCCUAACAACCUCCGAAACCUGCAUCUAUUGACCCAGCCAGAAAAUGCAAGCACGGAAACACCCUACAUGGAGGAAGACACCCAGACCAUUAGGACCAGUAUAGAAAGCAGCUCAUCAUCUCAGAGGCUCAUUAUUAAUAAUGAGCAGAUCAUCAGUUCCCAGCCUAAACGUUCUGAGGUUAUUCCAGAAGAGCUGAAACCCCUGAAUAGUGAGUCCGCUGAAGUGAUGAUCACUGCAGGCAGCGCAGGCUUCAAACAUGUGGAUGAGCACUCAAACAAGUGCGAGGACUGUGGCAGGUGCCAGUGCUCAGAGUGCACUCACACCCGGGGACUGCCCGCCUGCUGGAUGUGUGGCCGGCGGUGCAUGUGCUCUGCGGAAACUGCCGUUGAGUAUGGAACGUGUGUGUGCUGCGUGAAGGCGCUCUUCUACCACUGCUCCAGCGAUGACGAGGACACGUGCACGGACAAGCCCUUCUCCUGCACUCAGUCCCACUGCUAUGUCCGCUGGACCACCAUCUCGCUCCUCUCCCUGCUCUUCCCCUGCCUCCUCUGCUACCUCCCAGCUAAAUGUUGUGUGACCAUGUGCCAGAGCUGCUACAACCGGGUCACCCGACCCGGCUGUCGGUGCAAAAAGGCCAAUCAAGUCCACUGUGAGGUUAGCAAGCUACCCUAGAAGCAAGAACACGGGAAGACUUUGUCUUGUGACGGUGUCUCUCAUGUGUGUUGUGAAAACAGUCUUCUGUUUCAGCAUCUGAUCUGCUUUCAUUUUGGUCAUUUUCUCUCAGUUCGUGUCUGACAGAGGCCUGAAGGUACAUUUGCUGACCCUCAGUCAAACCAAAAUAAGCGCUUCAUUUUCAACUACUGUUCAGUUCAGAAGAAAAGAUGAGAAUAUUGUUCUCACUUGGACACAUGUAGAGGUGCAUAGCCUUUUGUUUUAACAUGUACUUAACAUGCUAAGAAUAUGCUCCUGACUAACUGUAUGUAAAAUAGCCAAUGUGGUGUACAUCAGAAAGAUGUUUUAUUUUUGUACAUAAUAAUAAUAUUUCAACUGUGAAACGUUUUUCUUCUGCCACAGAUGGACACCUUGAUGAAUCCACAUUCUUCUGAAUUGGUAAUUCUCAUUCAUUAAUGUCAUGUACAUCAAACACACUGGUGUAUAUCACAAGGGGAAAAAAAUCUCACUCCUGUUACUUGUAUAUUGUACAGUGAUCUUUUAUGGAUAAAAUGUAUUUUCUAAUUGCUUCAUAGCUUAGUGUAAAGUUAAAAUUAUAUAUUUAUUUGAAGGUUUUAUUUUAAAAUGACAUAUUUAUUUUCAGCGUUUGCUGCAGAGCAGAGAGUGUCAGAGACGGGUGAAUAGUUAAUUGUGAAUUAGACAAAUAUAUUAACGUUUGGAAUUAAACAACCUUAAAAUCUG
This is a messenger RNA of Cynoglossus semilaevis (tongue sole), 2491 nucleotides long. It is a transcript of the gene spry2, whose product is annotated as sprouty RTK signaling antagonist 2. Gene Ontology annotation, cellular component: cytosol; membrane. The coding region runs from base 764 to 1750 and encodes 328 amino acids. Lineage: Eukaryota; Metazoa; Chordata; Actinopteri; Pleuronectiformes; Cynoglossidae. The transcript has 2 exons. The record is from RefSeq and is a predicted model, not a curated record. Gene Ontology annotation, biological process: animal organ development; negative regulation of fibroblast growth factor receptor signaling pathway; negative regulation of Ras protein signal transduction.